Molecule: messenger RNA, 1503 nt
Organism: Colias croceus (clouded yellow)
Lineage: Eukaryota; Metazoa; Arthropoda; Insecta; Lepidoptera; Pieridae
Product: ribosomal RNA-processing protein 8
Exons: 5
Coding region: 102-1484 (460 amino acids)
Biological process (GO): rDNA heterochromatin formation; regulation of transcription by glucose; cellular response to glucose starvation
Cellular component (GO): nucleolus; chromatin silencing complex; rDNA heterochromatin
Molecular function (GO): methyltransferase activity
Source: RefSeq, a predicted model, not a curated record
GGUCAAAACUAAACUACGCUCACAUGUUUUUGAUUAGUAAACACGCUAUGAAUUAUUUAAUUUUAUCGUGAAUUAUUAUUAUUUAAGUUAUAAUAAUCAAAAUGUUUAAAAUACCGGAAUGGGAGGCUAGCGUCCCGGCUUCAAAUUUGGACUUUUUAAAAGAAAUAAAAAAAAACAGACCCAAGCCGAAUAAUAAAAAUCAUGACAUCAUCAAAAAAGAAAAUAGUGAAAAGAAUAUCAAUGAAGUUAAUAAACCCAAUGGAAUUGUCCAUCCAAAGAAGAAUAAAAAGGUUAAGAAACCACCUAUUAUAUCCAAUGGUAUUGUUAAGAAAAAGAACUUAUUGCAAAAUAAGUCUUCCCCAAUGAAAAACAUACCUAAACGUAAGAAUAUUGUCGAAAAAAUAGACACAGAACACAAGAAUUUAGCAAAUAAACAAAGUGAUGCUAAAAGUAAUAAUAUUAUUAAAAACAUAGAAACAGAACCUAAGAAACUAGAAAAUAAACGAAGUGAAAAGUGUUCAGAUACAAAAGUUGUAGGAAAAAAAAGACUUCAUGAAAGAAAUGAUAAAAAAAGUAACAUAUGUGAUAAAAAACCUGACUUAAAUGAGAGCCUUGAAAUGGAUAAUUUUGACACUGACAAACUUGAUGAAGCCAUAAUUAAUGCUAAAAAACAGAAAUUAAAAAAAAGUAAACAUGAAGAAGAAAAAGCUGUGGAAGAAACAUUCAUAGAGGAAAAGCCACUUUCAAAAGAGGAACGUAAAAAACAACUGUUAAGAAAUGUUUUACAAAAACAAAAUCUUAGAAGUACAGUAAAAGUUAACGGUAGCAAUUUGAGGGAUCGAAUGUUGCAGCGACUUAAAGCUGCACAAUUUAGGUAUUUAAACGAGAAGCUGUAUACAUCAUCUGGUUCGGAUGCCAAAAAGUUAUUUGAAGAGGACCCUAAUGCAUUCCAAACAUACCAUGAGGGCUACCAGCAGCAGGUGAAGAAGUGGCCUGUAAAACCCCUCGAUGUUAUUUUGAAAAGGAUAUUGAAAAUGCCGAAAUCCCAUCUAAUAGUUGACAUGGGGUGUGGAGAAGGUAUACUUUCUCGACGAGUGCCACAAAAAGUUAGAUCUUUCGACUUAGUAGCGUUUAACCCAAAUGUUGAAGUAUGUGAUAUUGCCCAUACUCCACUGUUAACCAGUUCAAUGAAUGUAGCUGUUUAUUGCUUGGCGCUCAUGGGCACGGAGUUGACUCAGUUUAUCGUGGAAGCUAAUCGCGUUUUGAAGAAAGGCGGGCAUCUAUUAAUAGCAGAAGUGGAGAGCCGUUUCGACGAUGUAGACAAAUUCAUAAACGACGUUCAAAGGAUGGGCUUUUCACUGAAGGAUUUGGAUAAAAGCAACAACGUGUUUUAUUUCAUGGAGUUCACGAAAGUCAAUGAGCCGCCUAAGAAGAAUAAAUUGCCAUUUUUGUCGUUAAAACCGUGUUUCUAUAAGAAGCGAUGAAUAAAUUGAUUGUUUGAUA